AUGUGGCUCUUUCGAACGAAGAGGGAGAGGUUGCCUACUUCGACUUGCGACGGACCGGCGAUUGUGUCAACGCCUGACGGAGCUGUGCCUGCUGUGCAGGUCGUCUCGCAAAUGUACAACGUCAUGCCAAGAAAAAGAGGGCUCAUUGGCUGGCUGUGGGCCCUCACGGGGCACCGACGGGAACCCUGUAUGAAACCAGAUGUAGGAGGAGAAAUGCAAGUGAUGUUACCCAACCAAGCACAAGACAUAGUUAGUUCGGGCGACGUGUGCUUAUUAGCUGAGAGCCCUUACAGGAUACUCAGAGCGGCUGAAAGCGGAAAUGUGGAAGAUUUUAAGCGCUUGUAUUUGACAGAACCCUCUCGUCUAUCAGUGCACGACACGCGGGGGCGCACCGUGGCUCAUCAAGCAGCAGCUAGGAAUAAUACAAAUAUACUACAGUUCAUUGUUAGCUACGGUGGAGACUUAAACGUAACUGACAACUCCGGGAACACACCACUGCAUGUGGCUGUCGAGAAUGGUUCUCUGGAUGCGAUAGAAUUCCUGCUAAAUCAUAAAGUCAACACAAGCAUCUUGAACGAAAAAUCACAGGGACCUCUACAUCUCGCUACUGAACUCAAUAAGGUGGCAGUUCUGCAGCUGUUUGUUAAAUUCAAGUCUGCGUUUAACGUUGAUCUCGGCGGCGAACAUGGUCGUACCGCAUUGCACUUUGCAGCCAUACACGAUCAUGAUGUUUGUGCUAGAAUUUUGAUAACUGAACUCGGCGCAGAAUGUAAACGGCCGUGUAACAAUGGUUACUAUCCAAUACACGAAGCCGCGAAAAACGCAUCAUCUAGAACAAUGGAAAUAUUUCUACAAUGGGGGGAGUCUAAGGGAUGUACAAGAGAACAAAUGAUUUCUCUAUAUGAUAACGAAGGGAAUGUUCCCUUGCAUUCGGCUGUACACGGAGGAGAUAUCAGAGCUGUUGAACUAUGCUUGAAGUCUGGCGCAAAGAUAUCUACUCAACAAUAUGAUUUGUCCACGCCAGUCCAUCUUGCGUGUGCGCAGGGCGCUCUGGAAAUUAUUGAGCUAAUGUUUCGUAUACAACCUGAAGAAAGAGAUGCCUGUCUGAAAUCAUGCGACGUACAAAGGAUGACGCCGCUUCACUGCGCCGCUAUGUUUGACCAUCCCGACAUUGUUAGCUUUCUUGUCGCUCAGGGCUCGGACAUAAAUCCUUUGGAUAAAGAAAUGAGAUCUCCAUUACUUCUAGCUGCUUCAAGAGCUGGAUGGAGGACAGUUCAAGUUUUGAUUCGUCUCGGGGCUGAUGUCGAACUUAAGGAUGUAAACAACCGUAAUGUUCUACACCUCGUCGUGAUGAAUGGAGGGCGCUUGGAGGAUUUUGCGGCUACUUGUAAGAAUCUUUGCGAGAGCAGUCUAACGAAGCUUCUUAAUGAAAAAGAUAACACAGGCUGCUCUCCCCUCCACUACGCUAGUCGCGCAGGACACAUACGGUCCUUGCAGAAUCUUAUAAAACUCGGCGCCUGUAUAAACCUGAAGAACAAUAACAACGAGAGUCCAUUGCACUUUGCUGCCAGAUAUGGACGAUACAAUACCGUAUGUCAACUGCUAGACUCAGAUAAAGGUGCUUUCGUUAUAAAUGAAAGUGACGGUGAAGGUCUUACACCACUGCACAUUGCCUCUCGUGAGGGACAUUCGAGGGUCGUGCACCUCCUGCUCAACCGUGGAGCACUGCUGCACAGAGAUCACAACGGCCGCAACCCGCUCCACCUAGCGGCCAUGUUCGGCUAUACGAAAACAAUUGAGCUGUUACACUCGGUUCACUCACACUUACUUGAUCAGUCGGAUAAAGAUGGAAAUUCGCCUCUACAUUUAGCUACUAUGGAAAACAAACCAAACUCUAUCGCAUUACUGCUAUCUAUGGGAUGUCGCUUGAGUUACAAUAACCUGGACUUGAGCGCUAUCGACUAUGCCAUCUAUUAUAAAUUCCCUGAAGCAGCUCUCGCUAUGGUUACUCAUGAACAAAGGGCAAACGAAGUAAUGGCCUUACGAUCAGAUCGCUACCCUUGCGUCACGCUCGCACUCAUCGCUGGCAUGCCGAACGUGUUUGAAGCGGUGCAGGACAAUUGCAUCACAAAAGCUAACUGCAAGAAGGACUCUAAAAGCUUCUACAUUAAGUACUCAUUCAGAUUCUACCAACAUACGAAGCAUGAAAUAGAAGCGCUGAGACAGGCGCGAAACGACCCAAACUUUCGUCCCGAACCGUUGAGUGUGAUCAACGCUAUGGUAGCUCAUGGUCGUGUGGAACUGCUAGCUCAUCCUUUGAGCCAAAAAUACCUUCAGAUGAAGUGGAACUCAUAUGGGAAGUAUUUUCAUCUCGCCAAUGUACUUUUCUAUUGCAUUUACCUAACUUUCGUUACACUAUUCACUUACAAGUUGAUGAGUGAGCCUAUGGUUAAUGGUAACAAAUUCAAUGAAACUGAUUUCGAUUUCGGCCUUAACGAAACUAAUUCGACAGACACCGUUGACAAAAAAGAUUUCGAAACUAUGAUCGCUAUCUAUGCAAGCACGGUUGCCGUUCUUUUCUACAACUUCAUGUGUCUUAUACGUGAAUUGUGCAACAUGAAAGAGCAGAAACUGCACUACAUUGUGGAUCCUUCAAAUUUUGUUUCAUGGACUUUAUACGUGAGCUCAACGCUAACGGUAAUACCAACGAUAUAUCCAAUUUACGGAGAUAUACAGCUAUCAGCAGCAUCAAUAACAAUAUUUUUGUCCUGGUUCCAUCUUCUACUACUUCUCCAACGUUUCGAUCAAGUCGGAAUAUACGUAGUGAUGUUCCUUGAGAUAUUGCAAACUCUCAUUAAAGUCUUGAUGGUGUUUUCGAUUCUCAUUAUAGCUUUUGGGCUAGCUUUCUACGUACUGUUAUCAAAAGGUCAGCACUUGUCAUUUAGUACGAUCCCGAUGUCUCUGAUCCGCACGUUCGCUAUGAUGCUCGGGGAAUUAGACUUCGUUGGAACAUAUGUGCAGCCAUUUUACAAAUCUGAAAGCGAAACUGACCUGCCGUUCCCACUACCGACGUUUUUUAUCCUGGUUCUGUUCAUGGUGUUUAUGCCGAUACUUCUGAUGAAUCUUCUCAUCGGUCUGGCGGUUGGUGACAUCGAGAGUGUCCGACGCAACGCUCAACUCAAACGCCUGGCUAUGCAAGUGGUCCUGCAUACUGAGCUGGAAAGGAAGUUGCCCAAGAUAUGCCUCGACAGAGUGGACAAGGACGAACUUAUUGAAUAUCCCAAUAAUAAGAAAUGUAAGCUUGGAUUCGUUGAUUUUAUCUUGCGCAAAUGGUUCUGCAACCCAUUUUCUGACGAAGGUAAUGGUCUGGAUCUCGUUUUGGAGAACAGUGAGGAUUAUAUAGCAACUGAGCUGGAUAAGCAAAAGCGUCGACUCCGGGACAUGUCAAAAUCUCUCGAGCAGCAGUACACUCUGUUGCGGUUGAUUGUACAGAAAAUGGAGAUAAAGACAGAGGCGGAUGACGUUGAUGAGGGCGUUUCCACAACGGAAACUCGCGUCGUGCCGCGCUGGAGCUCACCUCGUAUCCGCAAGAAGCUGCGCUCGGCCUCUUCCUUUAACAGGGGAGGUUAAUUUAUUUAAUGUCAAAUUGGCUACUUCACAACAUUUGAAUAGUACAAUCAUAUAUAUUUAAUUAUA
This is a messenger RNA of Vanessa atalanta (red admiral), 3696 nucleotides long. It is a transcript of the gene TrpA1, whose product is annotated as transient receptor potential cation channel subfamily A member 1. Gene Ontology annotation, biological process: monoatomic ion transport; transmembrane transport. The coding region runs from base 1 to 3630 and encodes 1209 amino acids. The record is from RefSeq and is a predicted model, not a curated record. The transcript is spliced from 21 exons. Gene Ontology annotation, cellular component: membrane. Gene Ontology annotation, molecular function: monoatomic ion channel activity; protein binding. Lineage: Eukaryota; Metazoa; Arthropoda; Insecta; Lepidoptera; Nymphalidae.